This is a messenger RNA of Sclerotinia borealis F-4128, 882 nucleotides long. The record is from the annotation of a GenBank genome assembly. NCBI's taxonomy places the organism in Eukaryota, Fungi, Ascomycota, Leotiomycetes, Helotiales, Sclerotiniaceae.
AUGGAAAGAAUGUCAAAUGAAGUCGGUCCUGUCAACGAAUCAAUACAAGAGAUUAACGAAAAUUCCUGGGUUAUUGGGAACAGAAUCCUUCUCUCUCGACAACGCUCCCCUUCAUCCAAUUAUACAUGGAGUGAUGGUAAAGGUUUAUUUUACGUCAUUUCCGAAGCCCCAUACCCACUACCAGCACCUCGACCCCUGCCAGCGACGACCCAUAUCGAGAUGGUCUAUGAUGCUGGUGGGGUAUCCGCCGUGUGGAGUAUUUGCGACGCCUUGUGCAAAGUCAAAAUCCUGGAUCCUAAUGCUACACGAGAACACAUUACGUUAGACUAUCUUCACAAGAAAAAUGCCCUCAGCUUUGCAAUUCCAGAUGUUUUUUACCAUGCAGAGUAUGAUGGUCGAUACUAUAUCAUUCUGAGUAGAUUGGCUGGGCAAACUCUUAAUGAGGCAUGGCCUAAUAUCGGCGAGACGAUGAAGCAACACUAUGUUUCUCGAGUGGCGGAUAUCUGCAAGGAGCUGGCAGUAUGGCAGAGCGAUGGAAUCAGCGGCGUCGAUGGCCAGCACCUGUCGGAUCGAUUUCUGACUCGGCUUCAGUUACACAAGGAUUGUAGCCCUCAAAACCUGUUGAAUAAUUGCAAGGAUCUAGAAAUGGAUUGUUCGACAUUUGUUUUCUAUCACUGCGACUUGGGGCCUGGGAAUAUCAUUGUGAAUCCCGUAGAAUGGUCGAUGGGAAUUAUUGACUGGGAAACUGCCGGGUUUGUUCCCAAAGAAUGGAUAAGGACAAAGUUUUGUAUCUCAAGCGGGAUGGACCUACCAGGUACUGACCGAGAAUCCAGAGUGGAUUGGAGAAGGAGGGUUUUCCUGAGAUUGCAGACCGGUGGAUGA